UGAAAAUUAAUAUUUAGAUAAACCAUAUCAUUUUCGAAUACUUAUUAAAUGAACAAAGAAAUACAGCUCAGUGCAAAUGAUAAAGCUUACAGAUCUGACAAAAAGAUUAGCCAGAGGUUCCUUUCAUCCUCUCAAAGCGAGAGACUCCGGUUUCUUCGUUGGUCUGGAAAGUCUCUCUGGUUGAGGUGAAAGCAUGCCAAACUAAAACUCGAGUCACCCAAAUGCCAACUAUCCACAAGAGAUACUUCUCUCACUUCUGCUGAGAAGAGCCCAGGAGAUACUGAGCUCAACUUACUCCAAGGGAAGAUAUUCUCUUGAACGAAACCUUCCAAAGAAAAAUGCAUCGACGAGUUCCUCCAGCUAAACAAGAUCAAGGAGGCUGAUUUUACUGGGAUGCUUUCAGCAUCCCAGUAA
Messenger RNA from Moneuplotes crassus, 414 nucleotides. The record is from the annotation of a GenBank genome assembly. NCBI's taxonomy places the organism in Eukaryota, Ciliophora, Spirotrichea, Euplotida, Euplotidae.